UGAGUGUAAAAGGAGAUGGAAGAAUCAUUGUCAUUCGUGAGCUAUGCCCUCAGCUUUAAAGAAAUCCAGUCUCUCCUCAGCUAUGACUCCAAAAAGCCGGUUGCGACAGCAGCAGCAGCAUCAGAGGAUGACCAGCUGGUUGGUUUUGGCUCUCGCGCCAGCAACACCUGGCGAGAGAUUUGGGACAGCAGGGAUGAUGGCUAUGCAGCCUUUAUACUGAAGAAAGGCUGUGCUCCAGGGACUAAGAUGCACAAGUUGCAGCGAUACCUGCAAAAGAAGCAGCAUCCUGCCUCUGACCCUCCUCUGACGACACCAACCUCACGUGCUCCUGCUGAAGCCAUGGUGAGGGAUGAAGAUGAAGAGCUGGAGAGAGCGAUGCUGAGUAUCUCACCUUCCAAACAACCUCAGAGCUCUGUUGCUGCUGCACUCACAUCAUCAACUGCCAGGCGACGACAGACUUCAGGACCAGAAAGAGUACCAUCUGCUACACUGUCCACACCAACUGAACUGAAGAGUUCAGAAGUAGAUGCCCCAGCGCUGCCGUCUAUUAAAAGACCUGUGCCCCUUCCCCAGCAACUGAUGUUUCUCAUGCCAGAAACAGCAGGUUCCCUACCCACAGAAACAACGGUACCGGAGACACUUUUAUGUUCUCCUGAGAGGUCUGCAGUGCCCCCUCAACCUCCACUGCCAUUGCCAGCUGCGCAGAGAGCUCAAAGUAAGUGUUUUUAA
Thunnus maccoyii (southern bluefin tuna) is the source of this 729-nucleotide messenger RNA. RefSeq lists its product as uncharacterized. NCBI's taxonomy places the organism in Eukaryota, Metazoa, Chordata, Actinopteri, Scombriformes, Scombridae. The record is from RefSeq and is a predicted model, not a curated record. The transcript is spliced from 6 exons. Bases 16 to 729 code for a protein of 237 amino acids.